Molecule: messenger RNA, 864 nt
Organism: Didymosphaeria variabile
Lineage: Eukaryota; Fungi; Ascomycota; Dothideomycetes; Pleosporales; Didymosphaeriaceae
Product: Superkiller protein 3
Exons: 2
Coding region: 1-864 (287 amino acids)
Cellular component (GO): Ski complex
Molecular function (GO): protein binding
Source: RefSeq, a predicted model, not a curated record
AUGUCCACCAAGGCUGCACUCAAAACCGCAAAGUCGGCAAUCGACUCUAAAAACUGGGAUGAAGCCAUCGAGCAAGCGAACACGGUGCUCGCGAAGGACUCAGAAAACUACUUCGCGAAACUGUUCAUAGGACGCGCGUUGGAAGGGCUUGGGAGAAUGGACUCAGCAGCACAAGCGUAUAACGACGCGACGAAGGUCAAGCCACAAGAUCCGCAGGCCUGGCUGGGACUGAGAGGCUUGUAUCUGAGACAAGGAAACGCAAAAGUGGACGAACGCAUAGACGUCGAAGUGCAGUUGGCGCAGAUAUAUGCAGAGCUUGACGAUGCACAUAAAGCUCAAACCGCCAUCGAUGGCCUCGUCGACCACGCCAGAAGACACGGCACAAAGCUACAAUACGCCCGCGCUCUCGCUACACAACUACCCACCUCUCCAAUUUACUCCUAUCUCGAAGGCCGCCUACCAAAGCCCGCCGCCGUCUACACGCGCCUUGCCGAGAUCCACGAAGCCGAAGAGGCAUCCAUCAUCAAGCGUCAGAUCGAUGAGCGCAGGUCGAGGCUCGGCGCGACACUUGAGGGCACGACGAUAGAGGUCAAGAAUGAAGUGUAUGGAGCAAGUCCACUAGAGGAUAUAUACCAGAGCGUUGUAGAUUGGACGAGCGACGAUGAGGUAAGGAGGGAGUAUGAGGAGAAGCUACUGCAGAGGGCGUACGAUACGCUGCUUGUGCUAUCGGCUGGGAAAAAGGAAGCGAAGAGGGAGAAGGUGAUGAAGUUGGCGCAAGAUAUGGUUAUAAUCAAGCAUCCGUACCUGCUUGCCUGGCAGAUAGAACUUGAGUGGAGGUCGGGGCUUGCGGUGGAGGCGCAUUGA